Molecule: messenger RNA, 297 nt
Organism: Paramecium tetraurelia
Lineage: Eukaryota; Ciliophora; Oligohymenophorea; Peniculida; Parameciidae
Exons: 2
Biological process (GO): protein phosphorylation
Molecular function (GO): ATP binding; protein kinase activity
Source: RefSeq, a predicted model, not a curated record
AUGAAUAAAGAUUUAGAAUCCUUAGUCAUAGCAGAUUUCGGAUUGGCAUAAUCAGUAGAUUAUCAUCCAUACACAUAUCCAAGGUGUGGUACUCCAGGAUUUGUUGCUCCAGAAAUUUUAGAAUAAGAUUCUGAUUAUGCAAAAUAUUCAGCUCUUUGUGAUAUAUAGUGCUGGGGUGAUAUUAUAUGUUCUGUAAGUGAACCUCUAUUUGAAACCAAGGAUAGGAAAGAGUAAUUUGAAUUGAAUAGAAAAUGUGAUAUUAAUCUUAGUAAGUUUACCAAUGAUUUAAUUAAAUGA